CGACGAUAAUAAUAUCACGAAGUGAGGAGAGGGGGAAUACUACACUAGGCAUCGCAGUCACAUUCAGUCUCAAGAUCUGAUUGAGAGACCACGCGAGAAGAUUUGCGCAACAAUGUUAAGUCGUGUCAUUUUUCUCGUUUGUUGUAUUUUAAUGAGUGAUCUCGUGAAAGAGUCGAAAUCAUUGUCAAUUUUAUUGAUAGAGACUCUUCCAUCGACUAGCCACCACGUCUGGACGGAGCAUUUGGUUAAAGAACUGCUUCGCAAAGGCCAUCAUGUACAUGUAGUGAGCAUACAUGAGACUAAGGUCAAGGGAAAACUCGCGCAGAAUUUAACAUACGCCGUUUUCGAUGGUCUAAUGGAUACUUAUGAUGAAUCUAAUAAUUAUGACCCAGUUGAAUGGGAGAAGUAUAGCGUAUUUUAUACGGCAUAUUUUGUAUAUCAGUGGGGUAUUCACGCAUGUGACACAAUGAUAAAAACUAAAACAGCGAGAGAUCUUUUGAAAGUGAUUAAAACAGUCGAGUUUGACGUAAUAGUGCAAGACAUUACUUUAACUCAAUGUUUCUACGGAUUAUGGGAGGUAAAGCAGCAAUCAACUUUAGUAAAUUUUAAUUGUUAAAGCUAUUUUGAAACUGCAUGCGACUUAGCGAAGUUGCCUUUUAAAUCAAGUGCGUUUGCGUAGUAAAUUGAAAGUGUCUAUAUAGUUAUUGCUCGUAUUAAGUGCUAACGUUCACAAUCGCUUUUUAUUAUUUGUUUAAAACGAUGUUGAAGUGUGAUUUUAUUAAAACUUUUCUGAUACAGAAAAUGUGAAAAAAUACGUGAAAUAUUUCGUGGCAUUCUCUGUACAGAUAGGGUAAUAAUCGGGAAUUAUUAAAACUACUUAUAUAACUGUUAUUUAUAUGAGUAGAUAGACCGAAAUGACUAAAACAUUAGGAGAGAUCGGGGCUAUUCGUGACACAUUUUUGUUUCGAAGUUUUUUUCUCGCUUCGUAUAAAUGUUAAAAAAAUUUUUAUUAGUGCGAUGUAAUCGUCCAUUUCUCUAGUUUAAAAGAAAGAAAAAAUAAGUUUUUCUCUUACAAGUCUCAAAAUAUAUCAAGAAAUGUAUCGCUGUGUCAUGUGUCACGAAUUGCCCCGGGGCCGCACAGUGGGGAAUUUCGGCUAAAACGUGGUCAUAAGUCGGGAAAUCAUCAGAAUUGCAUAAAAAUCGGUAGGUAUAUGUUUUCGAGGUCGCUGAUUAUGAAUAUAAUAUGUAAUUUUUCAAAAACAAAAUGACGGCCUUAAUAUUUUAGAUUAUAUUAAUAGUUUACCCUUAUGCAAAAAUACACUCAACUUUUGGUGUUAACCGUUAAAAAAACACCAAAGAACAACCCUUAAAGUUGGGUGUGAUUUCGGACCGCCAAUUGAAGGCUAACCAUCAUUUGAAGGUU
Temnothorax curvispinosus is the source of this 1423-nucleotide messenger RNA. RefSeq lists its product as uncharacterized. The transcript is spliced from 2 exons. The coding region runs from base 113 to 616 and encodes 167 amino acids. NCBI's taxonomy places the organism in Eukaryota, Metazoa, Arthropoda, Insecta, Hymenoptera, Formicidae. The record is from RefSeq and is a predicted model, not a curated record.